Amoebophrya sp. A120 is the source of this 2536-nucleotide messenger RNA. The record is from the annotation of a GenBank genome assembly. NCBI's taxonomy places the organism in Eukaryota, Dinophyceae, Syndiniales, Amoebophryaceae.
CGGGUCCGUCACGGCGGCGGCGGCCACGGCGGAGCGGCCGGACCUGGUUUCGCAAAUCCACCAGAUGGCGGGCGAGAUCGGGUCCCAGUACGGUUCUUUCUCGGAGUUACCGCUGCAUUUCCUAGAUCAGCCGUUCACGGCUGAGGAUUUGAUCCCGAUCUACGCGGUCGCGGAUGUCUGCCUGGUCACGCCCCUGCGGGACAACCUCGCGUCCACUGCGGUGGAGUUCAUCAUCUGCCAGAAGCACUACGCCACGGUGAAGCACAAAGCGGCGCCGGGGGUGUUGAUUUUGAGCGAGUUCACGGGGAGCGUGCAGUCCCUCCGCGCCACGGCCUUGACCGUGAACCCCUGGGACACCGUCUCCUUCGCCGACGCGAUCCACGACGCGCUCACCAUGGACGAUUCCGAGCGGAUCGAGCGCUACGCAUACGGGUACAACUACUGCGUGACACACACCCACACGCGGUGGAUCACCGACCUGCUCCACGAGCAGCAGGAGCUGGAGUUGUUGCAGGAACAAAGCGGCGACCCAGGGAUCCUCAAGGUGCCUCCGGCGCUCAGUAUUCACGCCCUCAACAUCGAGAACGCGUUUCGCACCACAUCGAGGCGAAAACUGUACUUAUACUGCUUUUCGCUCGCUAGGUGAUUUUUAAUCUGGUCGUCAGAGUUUAAGUAUAAUCUAAGUAAAUGGGUACCAUCGGGGGGUUUGGCUUGUUCAAUUGUGUUGUGUAAAGAAAAACGAAGCAGUGAAAAAGGACCAGGAGUCAAUUUCUAUGUCGCUCUGUCCCGAGAACAGGAGCAUGACUGUAGAUACUUUGAUAUGCGAUACCAAAACAGAAUCGUCCUCGGCUUCAGUGGCACUUUGAUUCCGCGCAACCAGUACUACCACCCGAGUAUUCUCUCUUCUUGCCGCGUGCCGCACACGACCUUGCACAACUUGAAAGUCCUCGCUGAGGACGAGCUGACCGAUAUCGUGGUGAUGUCGUCCGUGAGUCAGGAGGCGCUGGAGCACGCGUUAGGAUCCGUCCAGAACAUUUGGCUCGUGGCGGAAGGCGGCGUGAAAUGGCGGCCAGCCAGAACGCGAAAGUGGUGCUCGCUCGUGGAUGAAAUCAAUACAGAGUGGCUCUCCCCAGUAGAAGAAAUCAUCGAAUACUUUGCCGACCGAACGCCCGGGAGCUGUGUCCACAAAACCGCCUGCUCCAUAUCUUGGUAAAGAGAUAAGUAGUAGAACCGCCUUUUUUCUCCUCCAUAGAAGCGCCUGCGUCCGCCUUGCGAUUCUCCAAUGAAUAUGAAAAUAAUGAGGUCCACCGAACCCGUAGUGCUAGUGGCACCGUGUGCUUUGCUUCGCAAUAAAUGAAAAUUACAUCAUAAUAGUGAGUGAACAAGGAAGUAGCACUACACAAAGUUUCAUUUUCAGGUCUCUGGCAGCCCCUGGCGGCCAGGGUUUGCAGAUGGAAAAGUCAGGCGGUGUGAACCACGGGACCAUUCAGAGCAAGGACUUGUUGAUUCACUUGUGGGCAGGGCCUCUGCUUUCCACACCCGCUGAGGUGCUCGUCGGGUCGAACUCCGUGGAGGUUCGCUACGCCGACGUGUCCCGCAGUCAGCUCCUGCAGCGACUGUACCAGUGCGAUCCCGCGGAAUCACAGACGAAUGCGAAUUCUCCGCGGGAGCACCGAGCGGGGAGUGACGAACAGGAUAUGGAGGUGGAAAUGGGCCAGGUGUUCAGCCCGAGGAGCGUCACUGCAGUCGGUGUAGUGUCGUCGCUGAAGAUACCAUCCGAGCAGGAACACCACGACGAAGAGUUUGAUGGUUCCGACAAAGUCGCGCGAAUAAAUCUCGAAAGCGAGCAGGGGCCUGGCACGGAAGUAGCCGAUGAGCUCGGGGGAGAAGAUGCGGCAAAUAAAGCUUCCCUCACGGAAGACGAUGAGUUGCUCGAGCAGGCGAAGAGUCUUAAGAUUUUGCGGGCGGGAGAAGCGCACUCCUUUGUGUUUGUCGCUGGCGAUUUUCUGAGCAGAGACGAGGACGUUUUUCAGACGAUUCGCCGUCUAACUGACCCGAGCCAGAAAGAAGCGAACGAGGCAACCAAGGACCCGUCAAAGAACACCGAGCCAGUGCAUGAAGACAACGCGGGUGAAGUAGCGGAAGAUCAGGACGAAGCAAGCGCUUCGGGUCAGCCACAGUUAGCCGACCCAGUGGCCGCUGCGCAUUGGGGACCGGACAAAGUUGGCGGCGACGAAAGCACACUCGACGAUGACAUGAUGCUGCCGCCACUGGAUGGAGAGCCUGAGGAUUACUACUUCUGUGGCUGCACGGUGGGCGAAAAGCCUUCGCGUGCCAUGUUCCACCUGACGGAUUCUGAUGAUGUCGGCUUUCUGCUGGCGAAAUUCGCCUACCAUACUACGAGAAGUGUGUGAGCGUCAGUACUCUGAAGCUAAGUACCAUCAACGUAAAAAAUGAAGACGAAGGCACGACAAAGCAGAAAAAUUCGCACGUAAGAACGACUGUCAUCAUCAUGGUGUUCCGCUCUUGAGAAAGG